AUGGCUGAAAGUCUAAAAAAUUAUAUGGAAAAGUUGGACGAUUUGCCACCAUCCAUCUGCAAAAAUGCCCAAGAAAUUCGUGAAAUCGACGAGAAGGUAGAAAGAAUGUCUAAAGAAAUUCAACAACGGCUUGAGUUCCAUGUGCGAAAUGUGAAAAAGCUUAGCAAUGAACAUCGAGUGAAGCUCUACAAAGAAACUCAGGCACUGUUCAAGGAGGUUGACAAGCUCAGUGACAGAAAAGUCAAAAUAGCGCAAAGGAUGUAUGAUACGGUCGACAAUCACAUUAAGGAAAUGGACGAGGAAAUCGCCAAAUUUCACGAAUAUCAACGCAAAAAAUACGAAGAAGCUCAGGCAGCAAAAGAAGCUACUCGAGACGACGCACAGGAUAAAUCGGUCAAAUCUUUGAAGAAACCCAAUAAGCGAAGAAAGCGCACGGAUACGAAAAACACGGAAAAUGAGGUCGCAAAUAGCUUCGCGUCUUCUGCAGUGGUACCUCUUGACAUGCCUGUUGAUCCUAAUGAGCCUACGUACUGUAUAUGUCAUCAGGUGUCAUUUGGUCAAAUGGUUGCCUGUGAUGGUCCACACUGUAAGAACGAAUGGUUCCAUUUCCAAUGUGUCGGCUUGACAUCAUCACCUAUCGGCUCGAUCUUUUCAUUUUCGUUUUCCUCAAUCAUUCCUAUUUCUGGAUCACUAAAUGAUUGCUCAAAAGCUUAG
Messenger RNA from Haemonchus placei, 714 nucleotides. The record is from the annotation of a GenBank genome assembly. Lineage: Eukaryota; Metazoa; Nematoda; Chromadorea; Rhabditida; Trichostrongylidae.